CUCAGGUAAACAGAGAUAAGUGCUUGUAUGAUAUGUUGGGUUGUCUAAUUAAAUCUGUUGAAUAACCACACAACAAAAAUCCUCUGCACCUGAAGAUGAUGCUGCAUUAGACAUGGAGCAGCUUUUACUAUUUAUGUCAGUGCAGGAGAGUAAUCCUCUGUUCAUGGAAGUCAGCAGUUCCCCAUUCAGUCUGGCUUUGAGGGCCUCUUGUCAAGGGCAUUUGUGAGACUUAACACAGUCUCCCAAAGAAUAACUCCUGGAAGUCUCCAUGCCCAAAAAAAAAAGAUAAUCUUUGAUUAUAUUAAAUGAAUGUACUUAGAUGCUAGCAUUUAAAACAAACAAAAGAAAUGGCCUGUUGGCCUAUGAGUGUUCUCAAUUGUAAUUGGCCUAUAAACCCCUUAUAUUGAAUAAGCAUCUCAUAAAUAUACUUCUCCCCCCAUGGUGAGGUGGUGCUUGCUUAUAUGAUUUUUGACCCAACUCUCCAAGAGAGGUCUGACAGACUUGAUUCCGUUUCCAAAAAAAAAACAAAACCCUGUUUCUUAAUACGUUGACUGCUGGAAAGUAACAUUUCCCUUUGCUGCUGCAACAAGCCUUUUCAAAAUUGGAUUUAGAAGGAAAUAUCCAGUAAUCUGCCAUUUUGGGGAGUUAGUCCCUGAUAUUAAGAGAUAUCUGAAUAACUGACCUAUUUUCUCCUCUGGUUGUAGUUUUCUACAUACUCCUGUCACCUGUUUACUUCUGCUGGUUAGCUUCCCAGGACUCUCUGUUCCUGGUGCAAUUUACUGUUUAUCAGACCCAGUACUAAGAUCUGUAGAUUGCAUCUGCCUUGUCCCGCCUGGCAGCUGUGCUAGCGUGGCACUUAAUUGGGCAAUGGGAAGAUAGCAGAAAGAGGAGCUGUCCUCAAGGUCUUUGUCCAUCAUACGUAGUAAGAGCAGAUCCUCAGCAUGCAGCCUGGGUGAAGCAGGAGCGAAGGAGCCAGGCAUCAAAAAGGCAUCAGUGUAUAGUGGGAGCACAGGACUCACCUACAGAAGGGAUGCGUAUGGCUGUGACAUGUGCAUUUCCAGUCAUAUAGGCUAGAAGAUUCUGAGCUUGUGAACGUGACAUGCAAACACCUACAAUGUGAAACCUAUAGAGAAUUCCUGUUAUUGUUUAGUAAAUAGCAAGAAACAAACAAUGGACACUCAAUUAUUUUCCCCAUUAUUAGGAGCAAUUACUAGUACGCCACCUCCGCUAGAAUCUUCCCAUCUGUACAGUGACUGGUCAACAUGUGAAGAGGAUAUUGGCUCUAAAACUUCUUUUCAGGACUGCACAAAGAAACGGGCACCAAUAAACCUCUCUUAUUCUGGCAAUGGCCCUGAUAUGUUUGGGCUAGUGUCGAGCAUUUUAGAGGAGCCAAGCAAGCCAGAACCAGUUACAGACUGGAAUUCUCUUUCAAGAUUGUUUCCACCUAUGUGGGCACCUGACCUUGGAAGCAAUGGUGAAUUCUCAGGGCUCUCAUCUAAGCACUCUGUUGAAAAUCAGGAUUUUUCAACCCUGAUGGGUACACAGAACUGCUAUCAGGAACACUUGCAGAAGUCGCAUGAUGUGGAGAUGUUACACAGAGGCUUGGAAGAUCUUCAUCUCAUAGAGUCUUGGCUUUCUCCGCCCGGCCCUUGCACUCAGCCUGAUAAUAUUCUGAAGAACAGUUACCCUGACAGUUCCUCUUUGCAAAAUAAUAACACAAUUCACCAAGAAGGGUUUUUGUUUCAAAAUGUAGACUAUAAUCAGCAUUUAGGCAGUUAUGACCACAUAAGGUUAAAUGGGGACUAUGAAAAAAAUUGUUCCGAUUUUAGCACUUUUUCUUCUCAGAACAGAGUGAAAGAAGGCACUAGCAUUCAAAAAGAGUUUUGGAAAACUGAAAGAGCAAGAGUCAAAGCUCUGAAAAAUUAUGCUCAAGAACAAGCUAAGUAUUCCCCUGAUCUUUCCAAUCAGCCUGUUGAUGACUCUUGGGAUAAAGUGUCCCAGGACAACCACUUGUUUUCUAAAAGAUACGAAAACUUUACAUCUGCUCAUAAAUUGCAGUCAUCUGUUCAUCCGUUGCCAUAUUUUUUCAAUCAACCCCCUGAAGAGAAUAAUUUUUCUAGAGGAACAAACAGAAAAGCACAGGAAACCCAUGUGCAAAAUGGUCAUCAUAGCUUUACUUCGGGGAAUGCUCUUAAUAAUAAUGACUGCAAAAUCCAUGUUAGUCCUAAAGAAUGCUCUCAUAAAGUAUCAGAAUAUGAUUUAUCUCUAAAAAAUGUUAUGCAAAAUGGGAGUUACUCAUCAUACCAUGGACAUAUGUGGCUGGAUGGGAAAACAGCUACAUCGGAUAUCCCGUAUGGAAAGCAAGUGGUAACAAGUCCGCAGUUGUCUUCAGGGGUUUCAAGCAUGUCUGUUGGUUCUUCCACACAUCAGUCUGUAAUGCAGUCCUCCUUCUACCCACAGAUAUUACCUGUCUUCCCUUCAAGGAAAGAUGGAAGGUCACAAAUACCAGAUGCUGUUUCUAAUAAUUUGGGAGUUUCUAAUUCCAUCUCAGAAAAUCCAAAGCAAAUGAAAGCCAUUGGACGAUUGCAGCACAAUUCAUUGCCUAAUAAGGAGGGGCAAUACCACAAAUACCCCAUUAAUUUUCCAUCUGACCGGUUAAUCCAGCAGAAUGCUGUAAGUGAAGACUCUGAAAAAUACCACAGAUUUCCAAAAAAGCAGACCCAAGAAAAUAGUAAUAAAAAUGAUAAAAGAGGCAGAAGGAAUUGGAUUCCUCAUUUUGGAUAUACAACCCCAAAUCAUCAGCAGUUCAAUAUGUUCCAAAAAAAGCACGAGCAGAAUGGUGGUAGCAUGUCAGAUUUCAUCAAUCCUUCUUUUCUCCCUUCUUUUCCAUUAAUGUCUGAUUUUAAACAAAAUCCUGGCUUUCCUCCACUUAAUCCUCAUCUGUUUUCAUCAGCAAAUAACUUCAGUUUCCCUCCAUCACCAUUUCCAUUCUCAGAACUUGUUGAUCUUUUUCAUUAUGAUGACUUGAGCCACUUGUAUCCCUUUAUCAAUGAUCUGUUUUGUGGAGAAAUAGCUGCACCAUACUUUGCCUUUCCAACACCAUUUAACAAGUACAGACCUCUGAGAAAUCGCAGUGGACCUACUAAUGAGCUUCACAUCCGACUGGAGGAGUGUUACAAGCAAUGGAGAGCUUUGGAGAAAGAGAGAAAGAAGACCGAAGCCGACCUUGCAAGAAACUUCCCAGGAAAGCGGAUAUCAAGCUCAAAUACCACUCCCAUGUCCCGCCUUCCUGCUAACCCAUCACGAGUUGAUCGCUUGAUUGUCGACCAGUUACGAGAACAAGCCAGGGUGCUCACCUUAGUAGGAAAAAUGGAAAGGCUUCGUGGUGCCCCUGUACAUGGUAACAUAUCCACUACAUUGAAACACCAUAUGGAAGCCAUUCAUGUAACACAGGCAAGGCGUACGGAUGAGAUUAUUAAUGCUGCUAAUCCACAGAGACAAGGAGCACUGCGUUAUAAUAAUGGGAAAGAUGUUCUGGCUCUGGCAGCUGCCAUUAGAGAGUUGGCUGCUUCCACACGCAAGGCUCGUACCGCUUUGUGGUGUGCUUUGCAGAUGACUUUGCCAAAAAACUCUUCAAGCAGUCCAGUAAAACCAGAAGUUGUUGAAAGGGCAUUGCAAGAGCUUUGUCCUCCAAACACAAGCACACAAGAAAAAAAGCAGCAUGGAGCAUGAAAACAAAGGAUGCAAAAAAGAAAAACCUGGGGAACCCGGAGGAUUCUGGAAUAAUAGCUAAUAAUAAUAAUAAUAACAACAACAACAAAAGGGAGGCUGAGGAUGGGGAAGGAAGGGCAAAGUGUCCUGCCCAGUACCACGGACGGUGUUUUUGAUAAGCUGUCAAACAGCAGAAGGGUCGCCAUGACUGAUUAGUGCUGCAAUUCUAUUACUGUGAUUCUGAUGUUGAGACACACAUCUUGUAAUAGUGUUAAUGCAGUUUUAAUAUUGCUGGUAUUGCAGAGUCUGCUACGUAAGAAUUUUAUUAUUAAGAAGAGCUAAACAGUAGCAUUCCCUUGUGUGCUUCUCCAAAGCUAUGUAUCAGCUGUGAGUCAAGCCAUGACCUGAGAAACCAGAGUGUGGUAGAACUUAAUCCUCUUUUUUUUUUUUUAAUGAUACAAUUUCACAUACUAAAAAAAAACCCAACAACAAAAAAAUAAUCCAUUAGGUAUUUCAGAAUUGUUCAGGGGUUUUUUUGCACCAUUAUGUAGUUCUUUUAAGUGCCAAAGUGAUCAUGAAGUAGUUUGCAUCCCGUCACUGUGCAGAGCAAUCCACGUUGCUGUGGUGUUUCCUGUGGCAGGGAGUCAGAUCAUUCAGGUUAGUGCUAACAGUUUGACAAGAAUAAUCAGUGUUUAAUGUUGGUUGUGUGAGGUGCUUCAGCAGUCAUGCUGCCACUUCAGUUUCUAGCUAAACCGAUGUAAACUGAGCUUUUCCACAGCAUAGUCCAUUUAAAAUUUUCCAUAAAAAAAAAGAAAAAAGGUUUUGUAGCUUUGCAGUGAGUGCUGCAUUGAAGUACAUUAGCAGGUGAUAAAAAAUUGUCACUCAGGAUUAGAAAUUAGAUUUAUUGAUUCCUCAGUGGGUUAAAAACCAGUAACUAUAUAGCAUAGUAUGCACUUAAUUAAAAAAUUACUGUUUGUUAUUAAUAUAAGUUCAUGGUACUAUAAUUUUCAAAAACAUUCCAUAUUUAUUUUAAUAUGUUUAUUGAAUGUUUAUUUAAAAAUCUAUUUUAGUAAUAUAAAGUUGGAUAUUUUGCCAAAUCUUCCAAAUAAUCAGAUUUAACGAUUUACUCAGGAAAUACAUAUAUUAUUAUAUAAAUGUACUCAUAGUAUGUAGGGAUUUUUUUGGGGGAAGGGAUAAUUGCAAAAUAUUUACACAAAGCUAACUAUAUACUAGGUUACCAAAGCUGUUUAACUGAUUAAUUUUUCGCAUGGAAGAUUUAGUAUAUUUAAUUGCUGUUAACUUGUUUCCAUUCUGUGGCUUAGACAAUCAGAGUGUUAUGUAUCCAUGUGAAUGUUCAGGGUGAGAAUUAGAAAAGAGUAAUUCAAGUUAUGUUCUUAGAGCACUUAUAAGUAUUUUAAUGUCUUACUGUCACAUGAUCUCUUAAUAUGUACUAAUAACCAACUAAGGUUCUUGGGUAUCAGUAUAUUAGUGAAUAUAUUUUGGAGAGUAGUUCUUAUUUUAAAAUUGAAUUAAGUUGGGGAUAUAAGUAACAUUUGAAAGACAAAAAUGAAGCUUUUUCUGUUCCAUAGUGUUCGAUGUUGAAUUUGACAUCUUGUGGAUAAAUCUGUAGUUGUUCCAUAUCUAAAUGUACUUGCCAAAUGUUCCAAAUAUGAUUCUGUAGUUUUGGAGCUGUGGAUGUUUCUGGAGCAGAUGUAGUCUCAGUAGUGCCAUUGUUAACUGUAAUGAGGCAGCAUCUACAUAACUUUAUAGAGAAAAGUUGCACAAGCCUCAUUGUAAUCCACUGAAUAAAGUUUAAAAACAAGAGUCAGUAGAAAUCAGAAUCCUAGUACAGAAGAUUAUGUUUUUUUCUUUUCCUAAAGAAAGUUAAUUCAGCUUAAAAGAAUAUUUUCAGCCUAAAAAGCAGGUAGUGGAGAUAGUUACCUUAGUGUGAGUGGUUUCUCUGUGCUCAUGUGCAAUUUAUUUGCAGAAACUAGUUUGGGAAAGUUAAAUUUGCAUUUGUGAAACUGAUGAACUGUACUCCGUGGUUUAAAAAGUGGAGUGUACAGUAUUUCAGUCAGGGAAUGAUUUUGGAUUUUAAUUAUGGUUUCUGUGUCAACAGGAAAUCAGAAUUUUGAAAGUCUUCAUCAGCUUUUCUGUUUACAGAACAACUGUAGUCCUUCAGGAUUGUUUUGUAGUGGUGAAUGUAUAGGGUUUAGUAGGUCCUUAUUGUGUUGCUCGUGCAUUAUUCUUGUGAAGGAAUGUGGUCUUAAAUGGUUCA
Molecule: messenger RNA, 5989 nt
Organism: Strigops habroptila (Kakapo)
Lineage: Eukaryota; Metazoa; Chordata; Aves; Psittaciformes; Psittacidae
Product: meiosis-specific coiled-coil domain-containing protein MEIOC-like
Exons: 9
Coding region: 1171-3732 (853 amino acids)
Biological process (GO): mRNA stabilization; male meiosis I; female meiosis I
Cellular component (GO): nucleus; cytoplasm
Source: RefSeq, a predicted model, not a curated record